This is a messenger RNA of Fraxinus pennsylvanica, 1272 nucleotides long. NCBI's taxonomy places the organism in Eukaryota, Viridiplantae, Streptophyta, Magnoliopsida, Lamiales, Oleaceae. The record is from the annotation of a GenBank genome assembly.
AUGGGUCAUUUACUAAGUGGUUCUGAUGAUGCCCAAAUAUGCCUGUGGAACAUCAAUGCAACUCCAGAAAAUAAGACUCUAGAUGCAAUGCAGAUAUUUAAGAUGGAGGAGAACAUCUACCAUGAUGAAGAUGAUCUACCUGGAGAUGACUCAAUUAAAGAAACUUCAGAUACUGCUUUAUUCAAUGCUGUAUGGGUAGACAGAUGGUCACAAGAGUUUGGGGAAGCUGGCAGCCUUCCAGCCUUCCACCGUCUUGGCUUAGACUCGUCGAAGAAGCGCGUGAAAUCGCCAUAUAAAAUGCUUCACCACCCCAACUUUCUCUCUCUAAAAUCACCUGUCCAAUCCAAGCAAAAUCUUUUGAUUUAUUCAGGAAAUGGCAAAAGGAACCAGGGGAAGACAAGGGAUUGCUUCACGACAGUGCAGAUCAACCCCAUACCCUCUGCCAGCUACCAAUCAAACCAAGGAUGCCGUGCUUACAUGUGUGGGACCAGCUUCCGCUAUUCCAACUGCCUUGACCAGUACAAGAAAGCCUACACAAAAGUAACUCCUUCAGACACCCAUCCACUAGGGUAUGAGUCACUCGAUAGUCAAGCCAUGAGUCCAUUAUCCAACAGGAGUGUCGAGAAUUGUGAGUUUAUGGAACUUGCAUGCCCCCUUUGUCGUGGCCAGGUGAAGGGAUGGACUGUCUUUGAGCCUGCGCGAGAACAUCUCAAUGCCAAGAAGCGUAGCUGCAUGCAAGAUAGCUGCUCAUUUAUUGGAACAUAUAAAGAAUUGCGGAAACAUGUGAGGGUAGAGCACGCUUCCGCUAAGCCACGUGAGGUGGAUCCCAUUCUAGAACAGAAGUGGAGAAGGUUGGAGCGUGAGAGAGAGACACAAGAUGUCAUGAGCACGAUAAGCUCAUCAGUGCCAGGGGCAGUGUUCUUUGGGGACUAUGUGAUUGAAGGACGUCAUUAUGGGUUUAAUUCAAGCGAAGAGGAACAUUACCAUGCAGAUGGCAUGGAGCAGGACGAGGGCUCCGAAGUGGGAAUUGAUCACAAUUUAAUGCGCGUCUUUCUUUUUUUCCAGGCAUUUGGUUCUGCAGGUAGCAGCAGAUCGCGCGAGAGAGAUUCCGACCACACAUUAGAUAGAGGUGCUUCUGAUUACUUUGAUCAAGAUGAUGAUGAUUAUUUUAGUGUAGAUGAUGGCAACUCUAACACAUCACUGACUGGCCGUCUGCGUCGUCGAGGUAGAGUCCAUUUGCGAAGAAAUCGUAGAGAGGCAAAUGGAAACUGA